Molecule: messenger RNA, 1098 nt
Organism: Lycium ferocissimum
Lineage: Eukaryota; Viridiplantae; Streptophyta; Magnoliopsida; Solanales; Solanaceae
Exons: 4
Coding region: 29-811 (260 amino acids)
Cellular component (GO): membrane; cytoplasm
Source: RefSeq, a predicted model, not a curated record
GAAACAUAAACUUCUGAAUCAAGAAAAUAUGGCUAUCCAUCUUAUAACAAAAUUAGCAAAACGUAGCAUAAUUCAACACUCACAACGUCGUUUAAUUUCAAAUCCAAUUUGUGGGUCUCAAUUUGUUUCGCAUUAUCAACAAUGCAGAGCUUACUCUGCUCGAUCUAUGAACACUGUUGCAGCAGCGACUAAAGUCCCUAAAAAUCAUUUUCUUUCAUUUCCAUUUUUUCUUCGAACAUCGUCUCCGUCUUCUGGAAGUGCGAAAACACAGAUGGGGUUCUUGGCGUGGUAUUUGAGAGCUCUUGAGUAUCGUCCGAUCAUCACAAAAUCUAUUUCAUCUGCUAUUAUAUAUGCUGCUGCUGAUGUUACUUCUCAGACAAUUACGAUGACGCCUUCGGAUUCUAUAGAUAUAGUAAGGACUCUGCGAAUGGCUGGCUUUGGAUUGAUAAUCUUAGGAACAGCACAGCAUCUAUGGUUUAACUUUAUGGGGAGGGUACUACCAAAGAGAGAUGUAGUUUCUACCUUGAAGAAAUUGUUGAUAGGGCAGUUUGCUUAUGGGCCUCUCAUUAAUUCUGCUUUCUUCUCUUUCAAUGCAGCUCUACAAGGUGAGAAUGGGGAGGAAAUCGCUGCAAGGUUGAAUCGAGACUUGCUCCCGACAAUGGUUAAGGGACUUAUGUACUGGCCAAUGUGUGAUUUCUUGACAUAUAAAGUAAUCCCUGUCCAUUUGCAGCCGUUGAUUAAUAGCUCGUUUUCCUACGCGUGGACUAUAUAUUUGACAUACGUUGCAAGUUUGAAGAAAGCUGCUGAUUAAUUUGCACGCCCUGUUCUGGAUGUUUCAAAAUCUUUCAAAGGAUAGAAUCAAAAGAAAGUUACAUUACUCAGCUGAGAGAUCAACAACCUCGGAUUCUUUAUUAAAGCUACCUCACCAAUUUUUACCAUUUAUAUUAUAUCAUAAAAUGUUCUAAUUGUACGUAUUCACCAUCAAGUCACAGUUCAAGCCGUAGUGCAUGAUAUUGAAUUUCAGGUCACUGCUCAGUUUGAGCUUUUCUUACUCCGUGAUGAUUAUGUGAAAACUAUAGUUAUAUAAGAAAUAGAUUC